AAAGGCGACCUUCCGGCUGUGAUAUGUCAUGUUAAUACUGAGGCUUUGUCUCAUUCUUUCCUCCUGGAAGUUGCAUUUGUGCCCUUUCUUACCUGAUCACGCAGAUUCUCCUCUUUGGAUGUAUUAUCAAAUUUACUGUGACGUUGAUGAACCGAGAGCUGAUAAACGCUUUUAAGCACACUAGAGCAAAGUCAAAGUGCCAUAAAGAGAACCACGUGUGUCUAGGUCUAACAUCUACAUUGAGGUCUUCCUCAUUCCUGUCCCUUCACUGAGUUGGAAAAAAUCUGGGACAUUUACAGCUUCUACUUGGAAGUGGCAGCACUUCGAGGACAUCAUUGGGUAGAGGAAAGGCGGCAGAUCCUACAAGGCGAAAUAAUGAUCUCAGGAGCUUGUUUAUAGAUUUUAUAGCUAGGUUAAUACAUAAAUGUUCAAUGUUUGGUGUUUAAACGUGGUUUAGUUUGUUUGCAUUCUGUGUUCUGCGUCAGGAGAGAGGUCUCAAUGGUGGUGCUGAGCAAGGGCGAUCAUGUCUGGGUGGACUCCGGUGUCGGGGUCCCGAUCGGGGCUCGGGUUAAGGUGUUGGAGGGCAAGCAGGUGCAUCUGCUGGAUGAUGAGGGAAAGGAGCGGUGUGUGUCGGAGAGCGAGCAGGCGUCUCUCAGACUCAUGCACCCCACGUCGGUGGAGGGAGUGGAAGAUAUGAUCAAACUGGGUGAUCUGACUGAGGCCGGAGUGCUCAGGAACCUGCUGAUCCGACACAAACAGGACAUCAUCUACACGUACAUCGGCUCGGUGUUGGUGGCCGUGAACCCGUAUCAGCUGCUGCCCAUCUACACGGGGGAUCAGGUGCGUCUGUACCACGGGCGUCGUCUGGGCGAACUGCCCCCCCACGUCUUCGCCAUCGCAGACUGCUGCUACUACAACAUGCGGCGAAACCAGCGUAACCAAUGCUGCAUCAUCAGUGGGGAGUCGGGAGCAGGGAAGACGGAAAGUACGAAGCUGAUCCUGCAGUUUCUGGCAGCGGUGAGCGGUCAGCACUCGUGGAUCGAGCAGCAGAUCCUGCAGGCGAACCCUGUGCUGGAAGCUUUUGGAAACGCCAAAACAACGCGUAAUGACAACUCGAGCCGCUUCGGGAAGUACGUCGAGAUCUUCUUUAAUAAAGACGGUGUGAUCGAAGGAGCUCGCAUGGACCAGUACCUGCUGGAGAAAUCUCGCGUCUGCCAUCAGGCCCCAAUGGAGAGGAACUACCACAUUUUUUACUGCCUUCUGUCAGGGAUGCCCAAAGAGCAUAAAAACAUCCUUUCACUCGGAGAAGCGACGCAGUUCAACUAUCUCACUGAGGGAAGCUGCAUCACAUGCGAAGGACGGGACGAUGCAGAAGACUUCAACAGCAUCCGCACAGCCCUCAAAGUCCUCACCUUCUCCGACAGGGAAUGCUGGGAUAUAUUUAAAUUACUGGCGGCCAUUCUUCACCUGGGCAACAUCAAAUUUGAAGCCGGGACGGUGAAUAACAUGGACUCGUGUGAAGUUUCAUCCUCGGAUCAUUUCACUGUUGCUGCUAAGCUGUUAGAGGUUGAUAAAACACAUCUGGACAUGGGUUUGACCUCUCGCACUUUUAUGACCAAACAAGAGCAAUUGACGAAACCUCUGAGUUCAGAACAGGCUCUGGACUGCAGGGACGCUCUGGCCAAGGCUAUCUACACCAAACUAUUUAUGUGGAUUUUUGGGAAAAUGAACAGCGCCAUCCAUAAACAGCAGGCGAACAGCUCCUACACUCAGAAGUCCAUCGGUCUGCUGGAUAUAUUCGGCUUCGAGAAUUUCAAAGUCAACAGUUUCGAGCAGCUGUGCAUUAACUACGCUAACGAGCAGCUGCAGCAGUUCUUCGUGGAGCACAUCUUCAAGAUGGAGCAGGAGGAGUACCUCAAAGAGGGUGUCACGUGGAAGAACAUCUCCUUCACCGAUAACCAGCACACGCUUGACCUGCUGGCUUUACAGCCGCUCAACCUGCUGUCUCUGAUCGACGAGGAGACCAACUUCCCCAAGGGCACAGACAAGUCCAUGUUGAUCAAAAUGAAUACUAAUCACCACAGCAGCAAGAUCUACAUCCCACCCAAGGCCAACCACAUCCUGCAGUUCGGUGUCCGACACUUUGCCGGCGUCGUCUACUACGAUUGCAAAGGGUUUCUGGAGAAGAACCGAGACGUGUUGAGUUUGGAUAUCAUCAAGCUGAUCCAGAAAUCCUCCAGCAAGCUGCUCAGCCAGAUCUUUGAGACGGAGCUGAACAACUGCCAAGGCAACCCUGUUAACAACAACCACCACCACAGGAUCAUCAUCACGCAGAAGAAACCCACACGGCCGUUACAGAAGGGGAACGAGCAGCGGAGGCAGAUUUCCACGCUGAGCGGCCAGUUCAGACAGUCGCUGGACACUCUGAUGAAGGCCCUGUCUCUGUGCCAGCCUUUCUUCAUCCGCUGCUUCAAACCCAACGACAGCAAGCUCUCCAUGGUGUUCGAUCGGGAUCUGUGCAUGCAGCAGCUGCGUUAUUCUGGCAUCCUGGAGACCAUCAAAGUCCGCAAACUGGGAUAUCCAAUCCAGCACAAGUUCAAAGAGUUCCUGGGACGCUAUCGAGUUUUACUGAAGACCACCGACUGCGACCCCAGCAAGGAACCUGCAUCUGAAUGCUGUAAAGCCAUCUGCACAGCUGUCAUUAAAUCCCAAGAUGACUGGAGGAUCGGCAAGACCAAGAUCUUUCUCAAGGAUCAUCACGACUCGUUUCUGGAGCUGGAGAGAGAGCAGGAACUCAACAGGAAAGCACUCAUCAUCCAGAGAGUGAUGCUCGGCCACAAAGACAGGAAGAAUUUUAUUAGGAAAAGAAGUGCGUCUGUGACUGUGCAGAAAAAUUGGCGAGCUUACAGAGACCGGAAAGAGUUUAUUAAACUGCGUCAGGGUUUGCUGCGUCUUCAGGCAGUGGCACACGCCAGGCAGGACUUCCUGCAGUACUAUCGCAAACGAGCCGCUGCUGUCACACUGCAGAACCACACACGCUGCUACCUCUCCAGGAAAGACCUGAAACGCAAGCGAGAUGCUGCCAUACUGCUGCAGGCCCAAACCAGAGGCCUGCUCGCCAGGAAACAACUCAAACGCCUUAAAGAUGAUGCGUUCUUGUCAGCCCAGGAGCGUCAGGAACAGGAACUCGCGGCUGUGGAGCUCCAGCGCACGCUCAGCAAGACCAAUCGCCGAACAAGUGAGACUCAAGAUAAAAGAGAGGAGGACAAGAGUGAUGAGGAAAUGGUGGAAAACAUGUUUGGAUUCCUUCCAGAUGCCACAGAAGGACAGGAGGAGCCGAGGCAAGACAGCACACAGGAAGAGCAAACUGUGGAACUGAAGAAGGAUAAAGUGGUAGAGAAACCCAUGCAGAUUAUAGUAACUUCAGCUACAAAUGACAACAAACCUGAAGAAAAGGAAGAAAAGGAAGAAGAGGAGGAGGAUGAUGAUGAUGAUGAGUUCUCGUUCGCAAAGUUCUCCGCCAUGCAUUUCCAGCGCUCUGCUACUCACACACACAUCCAGCAGAGACUGAAGCACCCGCUGCUUUACCACGAGGACGAAGGAGACACGCUGGCCUGUCUAACUGUUUGGUGGAUCAUCUUGAGGUUCAUGGGUGAUAUUCCCGAGCAGAGGCAGGCUCGUUUGACUCUAUCCCCCGACGUCAUCCAGCAGCACCUGGGCCAGCGCCAGGGCCGGCGUCUCAGUAGCCUCGUUGGUUUGGAUCAGAAAUUCCUGCGUAAAAAGCAAAAACAGAACAAACUCAGCAACAAUAAGAGGAAACACUCUGCCAUUCAAGAGGAGGUGGAAGAGACGGCCGAAGAUGAUGAAGAUAUUCUGAUCGGAGAAGGACCCAGUAUGGAUCGUCCCAUGACCACCUUGGAGAAAUUGCAUGUCAUCGUAGGAUACGCCUUACGCAGACCGAACAUUCGAGAUGAGAUCUACUGUCAGAUCUGUAAGCAGCUGACGAAGAAUAAGAACCAGAAGAGCUGUAAGCAAGGCUGGAUGCUGCUCUCCAUCUGUCUCGGCAUUUUCCCUCCAACUGAGCUCCUGACUCAAUACCUGGAGCAUUUUAUUCAUCAUGGACCUGCUGAGUUCUCCUCUUCCUGUGCCAGACGCCUCCAGAGAACAUUGACUAACGGAGAGAGAAAGGAAGUGCCAUGCUGGAUCGAGCUGCACGCCAUGGAGACGAAGAAGCCCAUGAACGUGGAAGUGAGCCUGAUGAACAGCCGUGUCCUCACUCUGCCCAUAGACUCAUCCAGCACUGCACCAGAGCUCUGCAGUGCCAUCGCACAGAAAAUCAAUCUGAAGGACACAUUCGGAUUCUCACUCUACAUGUCCUACCACGACAAGAACUGGUCUCUAGGUGGCAGCAGGCCGCACGUGCUGGAUGCCAUCUCUCUGUGCGAGCAGGAGGAGAGGAGACAGGGAGGAGAGGAGAAGGGAGCUCUGUGGCGUCUCUCUUUCAAGAAAGAGCUCUUCACUCCGUGGCAUGACUGCACCGCUGACCCCAUCAGCACAGAGCUCAUUUACACGCAGGUUGUUCACGGCCUCAAGUCUGGAGAGUAUCAGUGUGAUAAGGAGGAUGACUAUGUGCAGCUUGCAGCGAAGCACUAUUACAUCAAGUACGGCAGAGAGAGCAGCAGGGAGAAGACCAAAAGCAUCGUGUGGGAGUGUCUGAGCCUCACUCUGAUCGAGAACAAAUCAGAGGUCAAGCUGGUGCAGCUGGUCAGCUCCGCCCACGAACAGGGCUCGUAUGUAAACUUCGGGGCGAGUCCUGAUAGCGUGAAAGCAGAAGUGGUCCGGUACGCCCGUCUCCACUGGCCAAUCUACUUCUCUAAAUUUUAUGAGGCCUCUGUGAUUUCAGGUCCCAACUUACCUGAAGAAAAGUUAGUGGUGGCUGUUAACUGGUACGGUGUCUCAUUUCAGGAAGGAAAAGAGAGAACAUACCUGAAGCUCUCUUAUCCUGAGGUGACGGGGGUCCAAAUAAUCAGUGAGGGUCGGCUGGGGGAGGUGGUGUGUCUCUCCACGCUCAGAGGCGAGUAUAAGCUGAAUGUAGUUUAUGCUCACAGCAUGGUGGAGCUGCUGUCUACGUUCCUCAACGGGCUGAAGGAGCGCUCCGUCUAUGCCGUGGCUGUACAGGACAGCAGCAGACUAGAUGACCCGACGUUCCUGAACUGUAAAAAGGGAGAUCUCAUCAACAUCAUCAAAGACGGAGAGUACGCUCCUGAGGGAGGCUGGAUUAACGGGAGGAAUGAAAGAACCGAACAAAGUGGAGCCGUUUCUAAAGACACCAUCAUGAUCCUGCCGACCCUGAGUAGACCUUCUGAUGAUAUACUGGCUCUGUUGAACCCAAAUCAGAGGAAAUUGGUGCUGACGGCUCCACCGAAGGAGGAAAUGAGCACAGAGAGAGUGGCUCAUAUUUCACUCAAAGAGUUCUCCUAUGAGUAUUUCAGAGAGCCGGGAAAGGAAGCAGGACGUCAAGGUAAAUCCGGGGUGCGAGAGAAACUGUGGGCCCGAUCGAAAGAACCGCUCAAACAGCCGCUACUGAAGAGCCUGCAGAAGAACUCUGAGCUCAGCCAGCUGGCCUGCAUCUCCUUCACCGCUAUUCUCAAGUAUAUGGGUGACUAUCCCAUCAAAAGUGCAAGGAACCCCUUGGAGCUGACAGACCAGAUCUAUGGCCCUGCGCUGCAGCACCCUGAGCUCAGAGACGAAGUUUACUGCCAGAUCAUGAAGCAGCUCACCAACAACAACAACGGGGUGAGUAUGGAGCGAGGCUGGCAGCUGUUGUGGCUUUGCUGUGGACUUUUCCCUCCCAGUCAGGCUUUGCUAAAACACACCCAGCGCUUCUUAGAGUCCAGACCCAGAGAGCCGCUAUCAGCCGCCUGUCUGCAGAGACUACAGGGGAUGCUCAGUCUAGAAGCCAGAACAAUGGCUCCUCAUCAGGUGGAAGUGGACGCCAUCCAGCAAAACAGCUCCCAGAUCUUCCACAAAGUUCAUUUCCCUGAUCAAGCAGCAGAGAUCUACGAAGUCACCACCACUACGAGGAUCCGUGAUCUGUGUCGCAUUAUCGCCAGUAAUCUCAUGCUCUCUUCUGCUGAUGGCUACAGUCUGUUCGUGAAAACCUCGAACAAGGUCGUGAGCAUGAACGAGCAGCAGUACUUCUUCGACAACCUGAAGGAGCUCACAGACGCUCCCAAGAAAGGAAAGAAAGCCAAAGAGGCAACUCCAACGACUGUUUCUUAUCUGGUGCUGUUCAUGAGGAAGCUCUGGUUUAACGUGAUUCCUGGGAAAGAUCUGAAGGCGGACCUCAUGUUCCACUUUCCCCAGGAGUUGCCGAAGUAUCUGCAUGGUUAUCACAGCGUGGAGAAGGAGGACCUGAUCUCUCUGGCUGGACUCCUGUUCAGGGUGCGAGUGGACGCAGACCGAACACAGUUCGUCAUGAUCCCCAAAAUGUUGAAGGACCUUGUACCUGCUGAUCAGCAGAAGAUCAUGUCCACUGAGGACUGGAAAAAGCACAUAAUCAGUGCAUACAAUAAGCAGGCAGGAAUCACAGUGGACGAGGCUAAAGUACGUUUUCUGAAGAUCAUCGCUUCCUGGCCCACGUUCGGCUGUGCUUUCUUCGAAGUGAAGCAAACAUCUGACCGCUACUAUCCCAGCCUCAUCACCAUCUCCAUCAGCAAACAAGGAGUCAGUCUCAUCAACCCCAAAACCAAGGAGGUGCUGAUUAUGCACCCGUUCAGCAAAAUCACCAACUGGUCCAGCGGCAGCACCUACUUCCACCUGACCAUCGGCAACCUGGUGAAGGGAAACACACUGCUCUGUGAAACCUCUAUGGGACACAGAAUGGACGACUUGCUGAACUCUUAUGUGAACAUGUAUCUGCAUGAGAGGACGGCGGUGAGACAAAGAAGCCGGCGCUUCUUUUAAUGAACACACACACACACACACACACACACACACACACACACACUAACACACUCUGUGGGAGUUAGCAAUACAUCUUAUUUAAUAAAUUCUAUUUAAAAUUAUUACUGAAGUUAAAAGUCCUGGACUGUUCAUUAGAAUUUAUCUUGAAUUUUGUGCCCAAAUGAAGUUUUAAACGUUAAUAACGAUUAGAUUUCUUUGUUUUCUUCAUUAUAUGAUGUUAUCAGUUCAAGAAACAUCCCCAUGACUGCAUCUGAGUAUGAAAUAAAAGUCUGAUUAUUACGA
Pangasianodon hypophthalmus (striped catfish) is the source of this 7248-nucleotide messenger RNA. It is a transcript of the gene myo7bb, whose product is annotated as myosin VIIBb. Gene Ontology annotation, cellular component: myosin complex; cytoskeleton. The coding region runs from base 499 to 6966 and encodes 2155 amino acids. The transcript is spliced from 47 exons. Lineage: Eukaryota; Metazoa; Chordata; Actinopteri; Siluriformes; Pangasiidae. Gene Ontology annotation, molecular function: protein binding; ATP binding; cytoskeletal motor activity. The record is from RefSeq and is a predicted model, not a curated record.